Paracoccidioides brasiliensis Pb18 is the source of this 252-nucleotide messenger RNA. RefSeq lists its product as uncharacterized. The coding region runs from base 1 to 252 and encodes 83 amino acids. The record is from RefSeq and is a predicted model, not a curated record. The transcript has a single exon.
AUGUUAAACUCGCAACAAAUAGGUGAUCAAACAGGUGAAGAGGUUAUCAAGCAACGUAUAACAAAACACCGGCGAACACAUUCUGUAAAUAACAUCCACAAGCAACCGAUGGCGCCAAAAGGUGGUCGACAGUCUAGAGAUUGGGAACACUAUGGGCAAGUCAAUAACCCUGGAAGGGUCCGUUCGAGCAAAUGGAGGAAAAUCUACCAGCCUGAGAACUUCGAGCGAGGUUCAUCUCCAAAAGAUACUUGA